Messenger RNA from Brettanomyces bruxellensis, 1419 nucleotides. RefSeq lists its product as uncharacterized. Bases 1 to 1419 code for a protein of 472 amino acids. Gene Ontology annotation, biological process: GABA catabolic process. NCBI's taxonomy places the organism in Eukaryota, Fungi, Ascomycota, Pichiomycetes, Pichiales, Pichiaceae. The record is from RefSeq and is a predicted model, not a curated record. Gene Ontology annotation, cellular component: mitochondrion. Gene Ontology annotation, molecular function: pyridoxal phosphate binding. The transcript has a single exon.
AUGUCUACAUACGCUGAUAAAUACUUCCCUGGUGAGCCAGAUGCUCCAAAGGUUGUUACCAAGACCAUUCCAGGUCCAAAGGGUGCGGCUGCUAUCAAGUCUCUAUCUGAGGUUUUUGAUACCAGAUGCCUGACUUUCCUUGCUGAUUACAGCAAGUCAUGCGGUAACUUUAUCGUCGAUGCUGACGGAAACGUUCUUUUGGAUGCUUACUGUCAGAUCGCUUCCAUUGCUAUGGGAUACAACAACCCUAAUUUGAUUAAGGUUGCCAAAUCUGAAAAGAUGCUCAGAGCUCUUGUUGACAGACCAGCAUUAGGUAACUUCGCUGGUGUUGAUUACGAGGAAAUCCAGAGGGAUAUUCUCAAGUACGCACCAAAGGGUCAAAAGUACGUCUGGAACGGAUUGUCCGGUGCAGAUGCUAAUGAGUUGGCCAUGAAAGCUGUUUUCAUGAACUACCAAUCCACGAGGAGAGGUUAUGACAAGCCAUUUACCGCAGAGGAGAAGAAGUCCUGCAUGCAAAACUUACCACCUGGAAAUCCAGAGUUGGCAGUUCUAUCAUUCAAGAGAUGCUUCCACGGUAGAUUAUUUGCAACAGCUUCCCUAACGAGAUCGAAGCCAUUACACAAGAUGGAUAUGCCAGCAUUCCAUUGGCCAACCGGUGAAUUCCCAUCUUACAAGUACCCUCUUCCAGAAAAUGUCGAAUACAACAAAAAGGAAGACGAGAGAUGCUUGAAGACUGUUGAGGACCAGUUCAAGAACUGGCACUGCCCAAUUGCCGCUGUUAUCGUUGAACCUAUUCAAUCCGAAGGUGGUGACAACCAUGCAGAUGCAGCUUUCUUCCAGGGUCUUAGAGACAUAACCUUGAAAUAUGGUGCUAAGCUCAUUAUUGAUGAGGUUCAGACUGGAUGCGGUGGUACCGGUAUUAUGUGGGCACAUGAGAGAUACAACAUUACUCCACCUCCAGAUCUUGUCACCUUCUCCAAGAAGAUGCAAUCAUCUGGUUACUUCUUCCAUGACCCAGAGAUGGUGCCAAACUUGCCAUACAGACAGUUCAACACCUGGUGCGGUGAUCCAAAGAACAUUAUAAUGGCUGGUGCCAUUAUGAAGGAGAUCAACGAGCACGGUUUACUGCCCGCAUUGAGAGAGACAGGUCUUUACUUCUAUUCCAAGUUGGAGGAAUUACAGAAUAAAUACCCACAGAUUCUCAGCAACUUGAGAGGUAAAGGUAAGGGAUGCUUCUUAGCAUUUGAUAUGCCAACUCCUGAGAAGAGAGCUAAGUUCCUAUCCGAUAUGAGACUGAACGGUGUCAACAUGGGAGAUUGUGGCCAGCUAGGUGUCAGAUUAAGACCAGGCUUAACCUUCAACAAGAAGCAUGUUGAUAUCUUCAUUCCAAUUAUGGACAAGGUUCUUUCUAACCUAUAA